Candidula unifasciata is the source of this 1245-nucleotide messenger RNA. The record is from the annotation of a GenBank genome assembly. NCBI's taxonomy places the organism in Eukaryota, Metazoa, Mollusca, Gastropoda, Stylommatophora, Geomitridae.
AUGGAGAUCGAUUACGACAAGUUAGACAAUGCAGACAAAGGACUGGGAAUUUCCUUUAUUGUGACAAUUUUUCUAGCAAACUGUCUCUUGAUUUUCCGGGUCAUUCGAAAAGGUGGAUUCUUCUACACCCUGAAAAGCCUGACAGUGAUAUCCCUUGCUAUUGGUGACAUAUUUUUGGCUAUUUUUGCUUUAGUUGUACGUACGGAAUUAGAGUUUGUUGCCGUCAACGACCUCAAAUUAUCUUGUGCAACUGGAAUUUCUUAUGAUGUUUAUAUGACCUUUUUGAUACAUUCCGUAUACGCUACAGGACUGAUUGUUCUAGCGAUCGAGCUUUCCAUCAGAUUUAGAGCAUCCUCAGUAGCGGAGAAGACACCUGCAAAUAUCGCGAAGUCUGUCAUCUGCAGUUCUUUCCCUUGGAUUUUAAGUCUUGUAGUUGUACUUCCCCUUGUUUUAAGUGGCCGCAACUCUCGACUGCCUAAUUUAUGCUAUGUAGAUUCAUCUAGCACAAGAAACCAAAUUGCAUUAGGAAUAUCUGUAAUACUUCCAGCUCUUCUGGCUGUUCUUGUGUGCUGUGUUGUUAUGUGUAGACAAUGGGUACCCGUCUAUGUCGAAACUUCGACUGUCGCGCUUCAGGCGUUAGACCACGACCAGGUGCAAAAUCAAGGAACCGUUCUGGGCGUGUCCCAGCAUUACGCUGUGAAUAGUAUCACUGGACCUUCUCAUUACUAUGGGGACCACAGAGCAGAAUCAUCGCAACUUCCUGGCAAUACCGUAUCUGGUAGUUCUCACAGUUCAACACCACAAGCUCCGGAAGGUCAGGUUUUCUCCAUACCCACUUCACAACAGCCAGUACAACAUUAUCCAGUGCAACAGUACCCAGUACAACAGUACCCAGAACAGCAGUACCCAGUGCAACAGUACCCGCUACCCCCACAGAUACCACCGCAGUACGCACUGCCCCAACAGUACACUUCUGUGUCUAACAAUGCCGUAACAGUUCAAGAACAACCUCAAAAUAUAUCAGGCCCUAUUCUUUCAUUGCUAAACAGAGAACGGAAAAUUCUUUGCCUAAUUUCUGUCAUCCAUUUCCUAUGUGCUGUUCCAACUGCCGUAUUCACCCUGGGCACGACUGUCGAUGGCUACACAGACGAUUCCACGGCCACUUUUCUAAGUCACUUUUUCUUCUGGUUAUCUAUUUUCCGAUCACUAAUAACACCAAUUAUCUUCUCUUACUCAGUGAAAUAG